Messenger RNA from Lotus japonicus, 558 nucleotides. RefSeq names its product F-box protein PP2-B13-like. The transcript is spliced from 5 exons. The coding region runs from base 1 to 558 and encodes 185 amino acids. NCBI's taxonomy places the organism in Eukaryota, Viridiplantae, Streptophyta, Magnoliopsida, Fabales, Fabaceae. The record is from RefSeq and is a predicted model, not a curated record.
AUGGUCCAAGUCACAAUCGUUUCAAAAAUCUUAUGUUCUGCCGCUGAUUCUGAUGUCGUUUGGGAACACUUUCUUCCUUGCGAAUACAAUUCCAUCGUUUCCCAAUCUCCUUCUCUUGCCAAUACUCCUUUAAAGAAAUUUUUUAAGAAGUUUUCUGAAGUUGCCAAGCUUUGGUAUGUGUGGUGGCUUGAAAUUAUUGGGACGAUAAACACCCUUUUCUUGUCUCUAAAUACUCAGUAUGGAGCUUUUCUUGUGUUCAAGAUUAAACAUUAUUUCGAUGAAUUUCGUGAUUAUCCUGUGGAGUUAUCAGUAAAGAAUGUAGGUAGUGGCCAAAGCAUUACCAAAGAUGUUUGUUCGUGGGAUCCAUACUUGGACGCUAGGCGGCAGCACUCCAGACAGUGGCGGAGAAGCGAUGGUUGGUUGGAGAUUGAGAUGGGAGAGUUCUUCACUUCAGACCUAGAAGGUGAAGAGUUCCAUAUGAGUGUUACAGAAAUACAAGGUUAUAAGAGCGGUCUCAUUCUUGAAGGAAUAGAAGUUAGACCUAAGAAACAUAAUUAG